AUGGACGGCCAGGUUUUUUCUAGCGUGUUACUUUCGCCUCAGUUACAAAAUCAAGCAACAUACACUAUUGAGCAAGUAAGGGACGAUCUGACUCGCCUUAUGAUACAGAUGCCUCAAAGACAAAACACUGAUGAUUGUGUCAGCGUUGAGCUUGAGGUUCGAUUGCCGUAUGGUGCAAGCCUUGUGCGUUUAGCAGUGAACAAUCUAGAUAUCGAUAUCCAACAGCCCUUUGUCAAAGAGAUACAAGUCGUUGACAUACAGACAUCUAAUGCCGAUAUAACGCUUAAUCAUUGGUCUGGCGAGUCUUUGAACUUAAAGACAACCAAUGGUCAUAUAAAGACAUUAGGGACGCUGUUUGCUAGAGAUAGUAUUUACAUGAAAAAUUCCAACGGACAGAUUUCUUUAAUAGAUAAUGCAGUAGCCAAAAGAACUAUCCAUGUCAACAAUGUCAAUGGGGAUAUAGAAGCCUUUGGUCUAUUGAAAGCAGAUAAUUCUGUUCAAGUUGAAAAUGCAAAUCGACUGAUUGGACUCAACAAGAUAGAGGCAAAUAGCGUCUCUAUUCAGAAUGCCAAUAGCGACAUUCAGGUCAAUUAUAUUAUGGCCAAAUUUCGUGUCGUAGUCAAGACGUCCAAUGCACCUAUCUCUUUUGGAGUGACAGGGGUCAAGAACAAUCAAGUCAAUGUGAUCAAUAGCAAUGGUCCAGUCAAUCUACAUAUGCCAAGUGAAUUUGAAGGUCAUUUCUUACUGAGCACAACACCUUCCACAGACAUAAUCAUUGAAAAUGAAGAAUAUAUCGACUAUGAAGAAAACCAAUCUUUUACUAAACGUGGUACAAGAAGAGGUACAGCAAAAGGUGAUUUGACUGUACAAACUAGCCAUGGCGAUGUUCAUUUAGCUUUUGACAUUUAACCUUGUUUUAUUAUCAUCCUAAAAGAAAUAAAACUAUCC
Molecule: messenger RNA, 948 nt
Organism: Gilbertella persicaria
Lineage: Eukaryota; Fungi; Mucoromycota; Mucoromycetes; Mucorales; Choanephoraceae
Exons: 3
Coding region: 1-909 (302 amino acids)
Source: RefSeq, a predicted model, not a curated record